GGUGCUUCAAAGAUGACCGCAUCGUGUUCUGGACUUGGAUGUUCUCAACUUAUUUUAUGGAGAAAUGGGCCCCCAGGCAGGAUGAUAUGCUCUUCUAUGUCCGUCGAAAGCUGGCCUAUGUUGGCAGUGACAGCACAGAGAGCAAGAAGCAGGUUGAGGUGGAGGUUUACCGCAGAGAUUCCAAGAAGCUUCCUGGCCUCGGAGACCCUGACAUCGACUGGGAAGAGAGUGUCUACCUGAACCUCAUUCUGCAAAAGCUGGAUUAUGUGGUGACUUGUGCUGUGUGCACACGAUCAGAUGGAGGAGAUAUUCACAUUCACAAAAAGAAAUCUCAGCAAGUGUUCGCAUCUCCUAGCAAGCACCCCAUGGACAGCAAAGGAGAAGAGUCAAAAAUCAGCUACCCCAACAUCUUCUUCAUGAUUGACAGUUUUGAAGAGGUUUUCAGUGACAUGACUGUGGGUGAAGGAGAAAUGGUCUGUGUGGAGCUGGUGGCCAGUGACAAAAGCAACACCUUCCAGGGGGUGAUUUUUCAGGGCUCCAUCCGCUAUGAGGCACUCAAGAAAGUCUAUGACAACAGGGUGAGUGUGGCAGCGAAGAUGGCCCAAAGGAUGUCUUUUGGCUUUUACAAGUAUAACAACAUGGAGUUUGUCCGAAUGAAGGGACCUCAAGGGAAAGGGCACGCGGAGAUGGCAGUGAGCAGAGUUCCUACUGGGGACACUUCGCCCUAUGGCACAGAGGAGGACUCAAAUCCAGAAUCACCAGUGCAUGAGAGAGUCACCUCUUUCAGCACGCCGCCAACCCCAGAGCGCAACAACCGCCCAUCCUUCUUUUCCCCAUCCCUCAAGAGAAAAGUGCCCCGAAAUCGGAUUGCUGAAAUGAAGAAAUCCCACUCGGCCAACGACAGCGAGGAGUUCUUCAGAGAUGAUGAUGGUGGAGACCUGCACAACGCAACAAACCUGAGGUCACGGUCCUUGUCAGGAACAGGACGGUCCCUGGUCGGCUCCUGGCUGAAGCUGAACAGAACGGAUGAAAAUUUUCUACUCUAUGCACACUUAACCUACAUCACUUUGCCAUUGCAUCGAAUUUUAACAGAUAUCCUGGAAGUGCGGCAGAAGCCGAUCCUGAUGACAUAGCAGAGCGCGGGGCGCCGCCUUGGAGCCUGUUGCCAAGUGCCUACUACCCGGAGCGGGUUUCUGCGGGAGCGCUACCAUCUAGCGUCCGGAGCGCGAGCCUCCACGGGGAGAGGGACGUCACCAAAC
This is a messenger RNA of Tinamus guttatus (white-throated tinamou), 1259 nucleotides long. Lineage: Eukaryota; Metazoa; Chordata; Aves; Tinamiformes; Tinamidae. The record is from RefSeq and is a predicted model, not a curated record.